UGCGUCGGCGGCGCUUAGCCUGCUGGGUUCCGUGUGCGCGAGGGCGAAGUGAGAGAGUCGGUUGGAGGCUCCCGGAGCUGAGUCACUUCCCCCGGGAUAGUUUGAAAAGCCAAACUGGUUUCUGACAUUCGAAGAGAGAGAGUUUCCCAACGUGGGAAUGAAGAUACGAGAGCUUCAUAAUGACAACCUUCUUGGAGUUCAUUCAACAAAAUGAAGAUAGAGAUGGUGUUAGAUUCAGCUGGAAUGUGUGGCCUUCCAGUCGUCUUGAAGCCACAAGAAUGGUGGUUCCAGUUGCUUCUCUUUUCACUCCACUAAAAGAGCGUCCUGAUUUGCCUCCCAUUCAGUACGAGCCAGUUCUCUGCAGUCGCACUACCUGCCGUGCUGUUCUAAAUCCGUUAUGCCAGGUUGAUUAUCGAGCAAAACUAUGGGCUUGCAAUUUUUGUUAUCAGAGAAAUCAGUUUCCUCCUACAUAUGCUGGCAUAUCUGAGAUGAACCAGCCUGCAGAACUUCUACCGCAAUUUUCUAGUAUUGAAUAUGUUGUACAGCGUGGACCUCAGAUGCCUUUGAUAUUUCUUUAUGUUGUUGACACUUGUAUGGAAGAUGAAGAUUUGCAAGCUUUGAAAGAAUCCAUGCAAAUGUCAUUAAGUCUCCUACCUCCUACUGCUUUGGUAGGGCUUAUUACUUUUGGGAGAAUGGUACAAGUUCACGAGCUUGGCUGUGAAGGAAUUUCCAAAAGUUAUGUGUUCAGAGGGACAAAGGAUCUAUCUGCAAAACAACUUCAGGAAAUGCUAGGACUUACAAAAAUCAAUGUAUCACAAGUUGGUCGUGGUCCUCAGGUACAACAGCCACCACCAUCUAACAGAUUCUUACAACCAGUACAGAAAAUAGACAUGAAUCUCACAGAUCUCUUGGGUGAACUGCAACGAGAUCCUUGGCCUGUUCCACAGGGGAAAAGACCUUUGCGAUCUUCUGGAGUGGCUCUUUCCAUAGCUGUAGGACUGCUAGAGUGUACUUUCCCUAAUACUGGUGCUCACAUAAUGAUGUUUAUUGGUGGACCGGCUACCCAGGGGCCUGGGAUGGUUGUGGGAGAUGAACUUAAGCUCCCUAUAAGAUCUUGGCAUGACAUUGAAAAAGAUAAUGCCAAAUAUGUUAAAAAAGGUACUAAGCAUUUUGAAGCUCUUGCAAAUCGUGCUGCUACAACAGGUCAUGUUAUUGACAUCUAUGCUUGUGCAUUGGAUCAGACGGGUCUUUUGGAGAUGAAAUGUUGUGCUAACUACACAGGCGGUUACAUGGUAAUGGGAGACUCUUUCAAUACAUCUUUGUUCAAACAAACAUUUCAGCGGGUGUUCACAAAAGAUGCACAAGGGCAAUUCAAAAUGGGAUUCGGAGGUACCUUAGAAAUCAAGACUUCAAGAGAAAUAAAGGUAUCUGGAGCAAUUGGACCCUGUAUAUCUCUCAAUUCAAAGAGCCCUUGUGUAUCAGAAAAUGAAAUAGGAACAGGGGGUACUUGUCAAUGGAAGAUUUGUGGACUUAAUCCCACUACAACUUUAGCUUUGUAUUUUGAGGUGGUUAAUCAGCACAAUGCUCCAAUUCCUCAAGGUGGACGGGGUGCAAUUCAGUUUGUGACUCAAUAUCAACAUUCAAGCGGACAAAAGCGUAUUAGAGUAACCACUAUUGCCAGAAACUGGGCAGAUGCUCAGACACAAAUUCAAAACAUUGCAGCUUCUUUUGACCAGGAAGCAGCUGCUAUCCUUAUGGCAAGAUUAGCAGUCUACAGAGCUGAGACUGAAGAAGGACCUGAUGUGCUUAGGUGGUUGGAUAGACAGCUUAUCAGAUUGUGCCAGAAAUUUGGAGAAUAUCAUAAAGAUGACCCAAAUUCCUUCAGAUUUUCAGAAACUUUCUCCCUUUACCCACAGUUUAUGUUCCAUUUAAGAAGAUCUCCUUUCUUACAAGUUUUCAAUAACAGUCCCGAUGAAAGUUCUUAUUAUCGUCAUCACUUCAUGCGUCAAGAUCUGACUCAGUCACUUAUAAUGAUUCAACCAAUUCUUUAUGCCUAUUCUUUUAAUGGACCUCCAGAGCCUGUUCUUUUAGACAGCAGCAGUAUUCUGCCUGAUCGCAUACUUCUCAUGGACACUUUUUUCCAAAUUCUUAUUUAUCAUGGCGAGACUAUAGCUCAGUGGCGCAAAUCAGGCUAUCAGGAUAUGCCAGAAUAUGAAAACUUUCGUCAUUUGCUCCAAGCUCCAUUUGAUGAUGCACAAGAAAUUCUUCAUUCAAGAUUUCCAAUGCCACGAUACAUUGAUACUGAACAUGGGGGUAGUCAAGCCCGUUUUCUACUUUCUAAAGUAAAUCCAUCUCAAACACAUAAUAAUAUGUAUGCUUGGGGACAGGAAUCUGGAGCACCAAUUCUUACAGAUGAUGUCAGUCUGCAAGUCUUCAUGGAUCAUUUGAAGAAACUAGCUGUAUCAAGUGCUGCUUGAAAAAACGUGGAAUUUCAGACACACUGACAAGUUGAAACAUUUUCACUUUAUUCUUUGUAUGUAAUUGUAAAACUGAAUGCCCAAGCUGCCUAACUACAUCUUACAACAAUGUAAUUUUCAAGAGAGAUUGUUUAUUAUCAAAGGCCUAAGAACAAACAUAGUUUUAAAAAAAUAAAUGAAAUAGAGAGAAAUUGAGAGAAGACUUUUAGGUUGCCUUAAUCCAUUGAUACUAGCUUUUUAAAAAUAUUCUAAUGGUGGAAAGUAUUCUGGUUUGCACUGCAAAAAUAUGGCAUAAUCAUGCUUAUUCCUUUUCACUAGCAGAACAAAGAAAUUGAUAAAAUAUUACAAAUCCAACUUGGUAAUAUCUGAAAAUAUUUAUUUUCUCUGUUUAGCUAUACAUGGAUGUUUUAGUAGUUUUGUUUUUCAUUGUUUGGUAGAUAAAUUGUUUCUAAAUGAAGAAACCAAGCAAACAGAAUGAAAAAAAAAUGUUAUCCAGUUGUUAUCCAGAUCUUACAUUUUGAUAGUCUUCUAGUGUUCUGUAUCAAUCUUGCUACAAUUAUUCAAAUACUAUAAAACUGAGUGGGUUCAAGAAAUGAAAAUUAAUAUCCAAAUGUCUUUGCAGGAGAAUACAGAAAUUGUACUAUAAAUAAAAAACAUUGUUAUCUGUUUCCCAAAUAUACUUUUUUGUUAUAAUCAUGUAACAGUAUAAAUUUGUGUGGUUUUGUGCUAUGAUCUCUGUUUUGCUAUUAAAUUAUAUAGGUAGCAAUUCUUUUCAAAACAGUAUUAUACACUACACGCCAUGAUUACUACAAAUCUGAUAAUAUUUAACUCUGUUUUUUUAGAAAAUCUAUAUUUACACACAUAUACAUAUCUUUAAUAAAAUUUUUCUGUUUGAAUACA
Crotalus tigris (Tiger rattlesnake) is the source of this 3377-nucleotide messenger RNA. It is a transcript of the gene SEC23A, whose product is annotated as SEC23 homolog A, COPII coat complex component. Gene Ontology annotation, biological process: COPII-coated vesicle budding; endoplasmic reticulum to Golgi vesicle-mediated transport; intracellular protein transport. The transcript is spliced from 21 exons. Gene Ontology annotation, molecular function: zinc ion binding; GTPase activator activity. NCBI's taxonomy places the organism in Eukaryota, Metazoa, Chordata, Lepidosauria, Squamata, Viperidae. Gene Ontology annotation, cellular component: COPII vesicle coat; endoplasmic reticulum exit site. The coding region runs from base 180 to 2477 and encodes 765 amino acids. The record is from RefSeq and is a predicted model, not a curated record.